AUGGACCAAAACACCGGAAAUGGCGACGAGCCGACCCGCGCCGGGGGCUCUCCGCAACGCUCCACACAGCACGCCCAAUCGAACGAAAGCGCCGCGAGCACGUCAUCGCUUCCUGGUUACCACAACCAUCCACAACGCGACCCUACGCCAUCCGCAGCCGAUCGUCCUUCCUCACCUCCGGCCAACCAUCAGCCACCAUCCGACUUGGCGAAAAAUACCAACAACGACACCAAGACACACAAUCAACCCCACGAUGCUGCUUUCGGGGCUGACACGGCGCACGGCGCCGGCGCAGCGAGGGAGGAGGGCACGGCCGGCGACGACGACGACUUGAUCGCGCAGCCAGGAGGUCUUCGUCGCCGCGGUGUGCCUGGCGCAGAAGAAGAAGAGGCGGAAGAAGAAGAAGAGAGAGCAGACGACACAGCCCUCGGCACCGCCAACGACCGCGAGGCCACGGAGCUCGCGUCCUUGCCUCGUUCUUCUUCGUCGCAGCGGAUGAGCCGCGUCGAGACGGCGAGCACGACCGAAGAACCCGUCCUCAGUCAUGGGAACCCGCCGCCGCCGUCCGAGGUGCCAACCUGCAGGGACGACUGCAGUCUGCGGGAGCAGAGGAAGCUGAUGCUGACGAGGCAGGAGGUCGGCUGGUGGGACGUGGUGACGAGGUGGUGGCGGCGCCAUGUCAGCGUGACGGUGCCCGCGGGCGGCAUGAGGGACCAUCUGGCUCUCGAGCGUACCUUUCUGGGCUAUCUGCGCACCUCCAUCGCCCUUUCCAUGGCUGGCGUCAUGAUCGCCCAGCUUCUGCGCCUACAGCAUGCUCCCAACCCGGACCCGCACUACGGCUAUCACGCGCUCGGGAAACCGCUGGCUGCCGUCUUCAUCAUCGCCGCCAUCGCCAUGGUCUUGCUCGGCGCCUUCCGCUUCUGGCGCCAGCAGAAUGCCAUCGUGCGCGGCAAAGUCUUCGCCGGUGGAUGGGAGAUCUUGACUAUCAUGAUAGGGAGUACCAUUUUGACGACAACGGUGUUUGGGUUGCUUUUGGCUGUGGAUAUCAAAAAGGAAAUAGAAGGCAGAUCCUGA
Molecule: messenger RNA, 1074 nt
Organism: Lasiodiplodia theobromae
Lineage: Eukaryota; Fungi; Ascomycota; Dothideomycetes; Botryosphaeriales; Botryosphaeriaceae
Exons: 3
Coding region: 1-1074 (357 amino acids)
Source: RefSeq, a predicted model, not a curated record